GGCCCUGAGAGCCUGGUCACACUGGAUAUGUACAGAAGCACGCCUACAUGAUCUAGAUACGGACAGUCGCUGACCAGGUAGCAGCUGUAGUCCCAAAGCGAAGAUGUUGUUAACGUUAUUCAUCAUCCCUACACUGCUUGUACUGUCAAGUUGUACAUCUGACUCAUGGGUGCCCUCUGGCGAUCUUCCCGUGGACUUCACCGUCACGUUCACAGCACCGGAAACGGUGUAUAACGUCUGCAAUCGUAAUUUUACCCAAAGUGCCAGGAAUUUUUCUAUCGCCACCACUGGAGUCGUGGUAACUCCUGGGGAAACUGCGAACGCUCCAACCAUGACUAUUGCAGGCGCAUCGUCAGAUGAUAUGUUCUCCAUUUUGAUGAUAGACUCGGACGGGAAAGGAGAUGUCGGCUUGCCGAUCUUUCCUAUACUCCACAUGCUCAUCACAAACAUAACGAAUGCUGACCCAAGUACAGGAGCAGUCAUAGACCCGUACGGAGGACCCAUGCCUCCGCCCUGUAUCGUUGCCAGAACCUACCACUACCUCCUAUUGAAACAGACUUCCGCCUUGUCUCUGACCGCCGCAGAUCUCCUAACGUACACACCAAACUGUAACUUUCCUGGCCUCGAGGGCAAGUAAGUCGUUUUUUAUCAUUAUUAUCUUUAAUCAUCUAGAACAAAAAAAAUACAAACUAGUUAACGUAAUGGUAGAUUCAACAUGGAACGUAGAAUUUUGUGUGAAAUUAUAUAAAAAGUUAAACUUGACGUUCUUGAGUUUUAUUGAGCUAUCACAACAAAUGGCUUACUAGUUUUAUAACUAAACGACUAUAUCCAACGCACAAAGAAAUCAUGGUACUACGUAGAGGCGUUAUUCUUUGGUGGGAUUUCAAACAACAUGAUUUGGAAGACAGUUGCUCAGAAAUGUAUAUACCACAGCCCUUGUAAAAUUCAAGCUGCAUACCCGGUCUAACCAUUAUUGCCGUACAGAGUAAACUUACAGAACACACAGUUUUCUUGUCGACUAGACUGCGCGUGGUAACAUACAUUCUCAUAAUUCCACCAGUUGUCAUUACACCGCCACCUA
Messenger RNA from Branchiostoma floridae (Florida lancelet), 1081 nucleotides. RefSeq lists its product as uncharacterized. Bases 104 to 637 code for a protein of 177 amino acids. Lineage: Eukaryota; Metazoa; Chordata; Leptocardii; Amphioxiformes; Branchiostomatidae. The transcript is spliced from 6 exons. The record is from RefSeq and is a predicted model, not a curated record.